AUGGGGCAGGCGCUGUGCGUCUGCUCCCGCGGCACCGUCAGCCUGGGGGGAGCGCGGUACCUCCUGCUCCACCGCCUGGCAGAGGGGGGCUUCAGCUAUGUGGAUCUGGUGGAGGGGCUGCGGGACGGGCGCUUCUACGCCCUUAAGCGCAUCCUGUGCCACGACAAGGAGGACCGUCAGGCCGCCCUGCAUGAGGUGGAGAUGCACGGCCUCUUCGACCACCCCAACAUCCUGCGCCUGGUGGCCCACUGCAUGGUGGAGAAGGGUGCGAAGCACGAAGCCUGGCUGCUCCUGCCCUACGUGAAGGGGGGGACCCUCUGGAGCGAGGUGGAAGCACUGCGAGAGAAAGGGACCUUCAUGCCAGAGCAGCGGAUCCUCCUCAUCUUCCAUGGCAUCUGCCGCGGGCUGCAAGCCAUCCACAGCAAGGGCUACGCACACAGGGACCUCAAGCCCACCAACGUGCUGCUGGAUGAGGAUGACCGGCCUGUGCUGAUGGACCUGGGCUCCAUGAACCAAGCUCGCAUCGAAGUCAACAGCUCUCGGAAGGCCAUGGCCGUGCAGGACUGGGCUGCCCAGCGCUGCACCAUCUCCUACCGUGCCCCCGAGCUCUUUACAGUGCCAAGCCAGUGUGUCAUAGACGAGCGCACAGAUAUUUGGUCCCUAGGCUGCGUGCUGUACUGCAUGAUGUUUGGGGAGGGCCCCUACGAUGCCGUCUUCCAGAAGGGUGACAGCGUGGCUCUGGCGGUGCAGAACCCCAUCGCCAUGCCCCCCACGACCAGGUACUCGGCUGCCUUGCAGCGCCUGCUCUCCUCCAUGAUGACGGUGAACCCCCAGGAGCGACCCAGCAUAAAUGACGUCCUCCACCAGCUGGAGGGGCUGCAGCCAGCGCCGGCGGGACAGGACACCACGCAGAUCUGAGCCCGUUCCACCCCGCGGCAGCAACAUGCCCUGAGGCCGAGCCAGGGGAAAAGCAGCUGCCCUCAUCUCUGCUCCCCUGCGGAGCCAUUGCAGAGGGGAUUGCUGCACUCGGGGGAGAGCUGCUGCUCUGUGCCGGAGGUGUGUUGGAUUUGAAGUGUUCUGUGCCCUGGAUGCUGCUGCCUGGGACUUGGUCUGUGCCCCAGAACUGUGCACGUGUGACCUGCUGCUAAACAUGGGGCCCUCGCCGGCCGCUGCCUCCCCCCGGGGGUUGCAGAGGAGGAUGCUGUGGGAGCCCCCAGGUGACGGCAGCCACGGCCCCACAGCUCUGCACCCCAGGAGGGUCGCUCCUGACCAAGAACAGAGCUGUGGUCCGGGUCCCAGUGCGGUGCUGGAGCAAGGCGGGGAGACCCAGUGCCCGCUCCACUGCUGCUCUCAGCGCCAACGUUGCCUUGUGUUUGGAGUAAAAGAUGUUCU
Molecule: messenger RNA, 1392 nt
Organism: Gymnogyps californianus (California condor)
Lineage: Eukaryota; Metazoa; Chordata; Aves; Accipitriformes; Cathartidae
Gene: STK16
Product: serine/threonine kinase 16
Exons: 7
Coding region: 1-918 (305 amino acids)
Biological process (GO): protein phosphorylation
Cellular component (GO): cytoplasm; Golgi apparatus
Molecular function (GO): ATP binding; protein serine/threonine kinase activity
Source: RefSeq, a predicted model, not a curated record